CGUACGGAAUACGGCAAGUUGAUUGUGCAGUCGCGCAAAGAAGGAUAUUACUUUUACGCAUUUUAUAGUAUUUUGACUCCCUCCAAAAUAUGGCAGAUGAUGAUGAUUACAUGUCGGAUGCAUUUCUUAAUACGAUUCAAGACGUGAAGCCGGGCAUGCCCAUAUUGAAACGUGUAAAGGAAGCUAUGAAAAAAGAAGAGCUACACAAGGAGAAGAAUCUGAAGAACCGCCAGAAGACGUACAAGGAGCAGGAGCAAGAGAGUCGGGAAGCCAAGCUGCAGAGCUCCAUUAGCAAUGAGAACAAAGGCUUUGCGCUUCUACAGAAAAUGGGAUACAAAGCAGGGCAAGGCCUGGGGAAGGAAGGGGCUGGAAGAGUUGAACCUAUUCCACUGAACAUCAAAACAGACAGGGGGGGGAUUGGAAUGGAGGCUGUCCAGAAGAGGAAGGCAGAAGAGAAGCUGGAGCAAAACCGGCAGAAAGUGCGAAUUAAGCAACAGGUAGAGAAACAGUCCCUGGAAGACUUCAGACUCAGGAUGAGGUCAGAGAGGGAGCAGCGGCAGACAGAGGGGGACCUGCGGAAGAGCCAGCGUGUCUGUGAGCAGCUGGACAACCAGAAGGACAUUACGGUUCCCCGGGAGAGCUGGUACUGGCCUGACACUACAAACAAGGAAGAAGAAGAUGAAGAAGAUGAAGAAGAGGAACAGGAAGUGGAAGAUGAAGAUGAAGGCCAGCAACUGACUUCGCUGGACAAGCUGCAGAUCCUUACGUCGUAUUUGAGGGGUGUGCACUUGUAUUGCAUAUGGUGCGGCACUGCAUACAGUGAUGAAGAUGAUUUAAACGCAAACUGUCCCGGUGACACAGCUUCCGACCACGACUGAGUGGAGGAGAGAGAACAGAUUUCACUCACCUUACAAAAUGCAAUCCUCUUUGUGAAGAUUGUGGACAUUAACAAUUUCAAACAAGGAAAAAUAUCUAGCAUGUUUAACAUGAUGCUUGGAAUUGUUUGCUGUACCAAGCAACCAUGAAAGCAAAUUUCUAAUUUCAUUAUUAUUAUUUUUUGCUGUUAAAUAUAACAAGUGUGCUUAUGGCAACUGUUGUAAUGAAUUAUGUGUGGUUUAGAAAUAUGUAUUUACUUUUUAUUUUUGUAUUUUCUAGAUGAAAGGACAUGCCUUGUGAAUGCUGUCCCUUUACUGAUAUUAAAAUAAUAUAGUUUUACCCCAGA
Paramormyrops kingsleyae is the source of this 1222-nucleotide messenger RNA. RefSeq names its product G patch domain containing 11 (gene gpatch11). The record is from RefSeq and is a predicted model, not a curated record. Gene Ontology annotation, molecular function: nucleic acid binding. Gene Ontology annotation, cellular component: kinetochore. NCBI's taxonomy places the organism in Eukaryota, Metazoa, Chordata, Actinopteri, Osteoglossiformes, Mormyridae.